AUGGUCGCGGAAUCAUUUAUUGAAGCCCUCGUACAAAACUGGCCUGUAGUGCUCGCCCUUGCCUUGGCCUCAUACUUGAUCAAGAACCGCUUUAAUCGAGGGCUGAACAAAUAUCCGGGCCCGUUUCUCGCCUCCAUUACCGACUGGUGGAGGUUCUGGGUCGUGUAUAAACGACGCCCCGAGGUUGAGCAUAUUAAGCUCCAUGCCAAACAUGGCGAUGUCGUUCGCCUGGGCCCCAACAGCCUGUCUUUUUCAAACCCACAGACGCUGAAAGCGAUAUAUGGCCUCAAUAAAGGCUUCACCAAGUCUGAAUUCUAUCCCGUUCAGCAAUCAGUAGCUAAUGGGCACCGGCUCCCAUCUCUCUUCAGCACCACUUCGGAAGCGUUCCAUGCACAGCUUCGUCGAUGCGUCAACAGCGCUUUCUCCAUGUCAACGCUGGUUCAGUAUGAGCCGUUUGUCGAUUCGACCACUGACCUCUUUCUUUCUCAAACCGAGAAGUUAUAUGUCGAAACGGGAAAAUCUUGCGACUUCUCCCGAUGGCUGCAGUUUUACGCUUUCGACGUUAUCGGCGAGAUGACUUACAGCAAGCGUCAUGGUUUUGUCGAGGAAAAUGAAGACAUUGAGGGCAUCGUGAAAUAUCUUGGGAAGAUAUUCGAUUACGCCGCUCCAAUUGGCCAAAUCCCCUUCCUGGAUCGCCUGCUCCUGAAAAACCCCCUUUACCUGCUAGCUGCGCAAUAUGGCCUCAUUGAUGCUACAUUCCCAGUUGCCCGUUUCGCCAAGCAGCGUAUGGCAGAGCGCUACCCAGCGGAUGCCGAUAAAUCUGCCUCCGUCCUCCCUUCAACUGAGCCCAAAGGAAAGCCUACCCAACCGGAUCUUCUUUCAAAAUUCAUGCAAGCGAAAGAAGCCCGCCCCGACUUCAUGAAUGAUACACUUGUGACGACCAUGGCGGUUUCCAUGGCCUUCGCUGGCUCCGAAACCACUGCAAUCUCCCUCUCAGCAGUCUUCUACUUCCUACUAAAGAAUCCGGUCUGUCUCUCAGCACUUCUCGAUGAACUUGAUGCCAAAGCCAAACAAGCUUUUUUUAGCAACAAGGAAACAGGAGUCGUCACGUGGGCCGAAAGUCAGGAAUUGCCCUACCUAGACGCAUGCAUCAAGGAGAGUUUUCGGUUGCACCCUGCCCCCGGAUUACAUCUCGAAAGAAUCGUUCCUGAGAAAGGAGCAGAGAUUGGGGGUGAAUGGGUCAAAGGAGGAACUAUUGUAGGGUGCAGUGCUUGGGUUAUUCAUCGGAGACCGGAGGUAUUUGGGGACGAUGUAGAAGAUUUUAGACCAGAGAGAUGGCUUGUGGGCGGCGGUAAGGCCGGAGAUGGCGCGAUGGAUAGUUCAAAGGUUGUAGAUAAGGAGGCAGAGGAGAAGCGCAUCAAAGAAAUGGGCGCGUGCCUGCUGCAUUUUGGCAUGGGCUCCCGAACCUGCAUCGGAAAGAACAUCAGUCUAUUGGAGGUGUAUAAGUUGGUUCCUACUUUCCUAAGGAGAUUCGAGGUUCAACUCGAAGAUCCCUCGAAAGAAUGGACGGUGCAUAAUGCCUGGCCAAAGGCGCCCACCGAAGCUCGUCUUCCUCACAAAGAGCAAGGCACAACCUCGAUUUGA
This is a messenger RNA of Venustampulla echinocandica, 1644 nucleotides long. RefSeq names its product Cytochrome P450. NCBI's taxonomy places the organism in Eukaryota, Fungi, Ascomycota, Leotiomycetes, Helotiales, Pleuroascaceae. The transcript has 5 exons. Bases 1 to 1644 code for a protein of 547 amino acids. The record is from RefSeq and is a predicted model, not a curated record. Gene Ontology annotation, molecular function: heme binding; monooxygenase activity; oxidoreductase activity, acting on paired donors, with incorporation or reduction of molecular oxygen.